AUGCUCCCCUGUGUUUUCUUCUCUCCUUCCAUCCUGUGCAUUCCGCCCCUCAUUCUCCCACCCCCCCCCCCACGCUGUGCCCCCCCGUGCCAGCUGGUGGUGCGGAUGACGGCGGGGCUCAAGCACACCUACUCCGCCUGCAACGACGCCUCGCGCGCACACAUCGCCGCCCACCAUCCCUCCUCAAACCCCGCGCCCGCCGUUCCUGACCAACCCGCGGCUCGCGAGUAUGGCUCGCCGGAGGGCGGAGCAGGUGACGGCGAGCGGGCGGCGCGCGUGGUGCUGACGAAGCCGUCGGAGGCGGCGGGGAACGAGGGGUGGGACAACGCCAACUCCGACCUCAUCCUCUCCACGGGCCUCGUGCUGCACGGCGAUCCCGGCACCCCCAGCUACGUGGUGCGGGACGUGUUGGGGCAGGGCACGUUCGGGCAGGUGGUGAAGUGCGAGUGCGGGGAGACGGGCGAGGUGGUGGCGGUGAAGGUCAUCAAGAAUCAGCCCGCCUACUACCACCAGGCGCUCGUCGAGAUCAGCAUCCUCCGCCUCUUGAACGGGUCGUUUGACCCGCAGGACGAGCACCACAUAGUGCGACUGGUGGACCACUUCGUGUGCCACAGCCACCUCUGCAUCGUCUUCGAACUCCUCACCUACAACCUCUUCGAGCUCAUCCGCCAGAACCAGUUCCGCGGCCUCUCUCUCAAGCUCGUGCGCCUCUUCACCAAACAGCUGCUGGUGGCGCUGACGGUGUUGGAGGAUGCGCGCGUCAUACACUGCGACCUCAAGCCCGAAAACAUCCUCCUCAAAAGCUUGGGCGGCGAGAUCAAGCUCAUCGACUUUGGCUCUGCCUGCACUGAGAAUCGAACUGUGUACUCUUACAUCCAGGCCGCAUGUCUGCACUCGCCGCAGGCCCCUCCCAUGCCCCCUCACCUCUCCCCGGCCUCUGCGACCCCAUGUGUCCCCCUCUCCCCACCUUCUCCUCUCCCCCACCAGAGUCGGUUCUACCGGUCGCCGGAGGUGGUGUUGGGGCACGCGUACGGCACGGCCAUUGAUCUGUGGUCGCUGGGCUGUGUGGCGGCGGAGCUCUUCCUCGGCCUGCCGCUCUUCCCUGGCGCCUCCGAGUUUGACAUGCUGCACCGCAUGGUCGAAACCAUGGGGUCCGUCACCACUCUGCACACACUCACUCCUUCUGCUGUCCCUGCUGCCUUCAACCAUGCUCCUCUGCAUGAAACGUCCUCUAUAUUUAUUGAUCCCUACUUUCUUUUCCCGAUAGGAGUAUUCCACGCUCUCAUUUCUUCCCCUCCCGCGUUUCUUCACCUUUCCUGCUCCCUCGCUGUGCCAUGCAGCUGCCAGCCGCCCGAUGCCAUGUUGAGGCAUGCCAAGCACACGGCCAAGUACUUUGUGCGCACAGCAGACGCGGGGGGUGGGGGGGAGGAUGGGCGCGGUUCAGCGUACCGCCUGAAGACGGUGGAGGAGGUGGUGGCGGGGGGGGAGGCGCGCCCGGCGCUGGGGAAGAGGUACUUUCGGCAGACGGCACUCAGCGACCUCGUGCUGGGCUAUGCGCUGCGGCGCGGGGAAGGGGCGGAGGAGGCGCGGCAGGAGCGGGCAAGCCGAGUGGCGUUUGUGGACUUUCUCUCGGGCCUGCUCCACAUGGACCCCGCCCAGCGCUGGACCGCCCGCCAGGCGGCACAGCACCCAUUUAUCACGGACGAGCCAUGGAUGGGGCCCUUCCAGCCACAGCGCCAGGUGAGCUCACCUCUGCCUUCCGCACCUCACUCCUCCCGCUGCUCUGCAAUCGCUCUGCUUGACUGCGUCAUGCAACUCACUCCCGUGGUCAACACGUGCAUCCCCCCAUGCGUCUCAUCCCCGCUUCAACCCGCUCCGCAGCAGCAGCAGGUGGACGCCACCGAGGCCGCUCAGCUGCAGCCGCUGCACAGGGAGGGUGCCUCGCGCCUCGCGCAGCAGCAGCAGCAGCAUGCGCGUGUGCUGCAGCACAGGCAGUCGCUAGGAGCUCAGGAAGCAGGGCGGGGAGGGGCGUUGGAGGGGGGCAUAAUGGCAGGCAGCCUGGGCGGGGCAGCGGGCGUGGGAGCAGCACUGCCGCCCGCCAUGGCUCUGUCUGGACCUGCUCCUGCUGCCAUGCCCGCCGCCCUUGCUCCUGCUGCUCUGGCCAUGGGUGCAGGCAUGGGGCCAGGCAUGGGAGCAGCAGGCAUGGGCGAAGGCGGAUAUGGGAGCAUGGGGGGGUAUGGCGUGCCCCUCGGGCUGCCCCACAACUACGGCCCUCUGGGCGCCAGUGUGGGCUCCUACGGCAGCCUUGGCAGCCUUGGCAACAGCUUUGGCGCCAUGGGGGUUUUGGGAGGCAUGGGGAGUGUGGGGGGCAUGGGGGGCGUGGCGGGCAUGGGAGGGAUGGGAGGGAUGGGGGGCGUGGGGAGUCUGGGAGGGGUGGGCAGUCUGACAGACCCCACAGGCUCCUACAUGGCGUAUGCUGCGCACCUUGCUGCGGCAGGGCAGGGGGCGGACUUGGGGUCAGGGUCGUUUGGAGCAGCGGCAGGAGCAGCAGCUGCGGGAGGUGGUGGAGGGCUGGGGUUAGGAUUAGGGUUAGGGUUUGGGCAGAGCCCGGACACACGGCAGCUGCUGCCUGCGCUGGCCAGCAUGAAUCAAGCGGCGCAGCAGUGGCAGAUGGGCCAGCUGGGGCAGGCCGGGCUGGCGAAUCAGGCAGGUCAGGUGAAUCAGCUGAGUCAAGCAAGUCAAUCGAGUCUCAUGAGUCAGAUGCCGUCCAGCCCUCUGGGUCCCGGGAGGGGCUCGUUGCAGCAGUACCAGCAGCAGUUUCAGCAGCAGUUUCAACUGCAAUUGCAGCAGCAGCAGCAGCAGCAGCAGCAGUAUCAACAGCUGCAGAGGCUGCAUCAACAGCAGCAGAUGCAGCAGAUGCAGCACCAGCAGCAGCAGCAGCAGCAGCAGUCAUCGCAGCAAAAGCGGUCGUCCCUGCAUGAGCAGCUGCAGAGUUCUCACUCCCUGCAGCCCUCGUCUGCAUCCCUGCUCUCCGCCCAGUUUCGUUCACAACAGGUGGCAGACGGCAGCACAGGCAUGGGCAUUGGCACGGGAGUGGGAAUGGGCAUGAGCAUGAGCAUCCCCGCAGCUGCCACCCUUGCAGCCCCCGGCGCCGUAUCUGCUGGCGGCAGGCAGCAGGAGAGGCGGGGCAGUGGUGGGGGGGUGUGGCAGGGCAUGGGGAAUGAGGGUGCGUAUGUGCCCUUGGGGCAAAGCCCUGGCGAGCCUUUCCUGGACGGGGCAGGGCGAGGGGGAGGGGGGUACUGGGGGGGGAGGGACGGCGAAGUGGCAGUGAGCAGCAACUCGCUGCUGGGAGCCAGUCCGUUGCAGUUCACCCCUCCCUCCCACUCGCGCCACUUCCCAUCCUCCCACUCGCACCAGCACCAACUCCAACAGCAGCAGGGUGGGCGGCAGGGACACCUGCAAGUGCGUGUGAGUGAGCCCACAACGCCCUCCUCCCCCACCACCUCCUCGCCUCACUUCUCCCCGUCCUCGCUCCACCCUGACUUCUCCUCCCCGCUGGCCCGAGGGUCAGUGGGGCAGGCGUCCUCUCUGGGCCCCAGCGGCAGCACCCACCCUACCAGCCACAAUCCGGGCGCAGGGCUGCCCUCCCCCGCUGCUAGAGGGCUGGCGGGUGCAGGGGCAGGGGGGAUGGGGUUGAGUGUUGGCAGGGGCGGAGCGGAAGGGGGGAUUGCACUGGAGAAGGCGGCUGUGAUGGGACAGUUCCAGAGGCGGCAGAGUGAGGUGAUGCGGUUGAUGGCCAUCAUGCAGCAGCAACAGGAGCAGGAACAACUGCAACUGCAACAGCACCUGCAGCUGCAGCAGCAGCAGCAGCAGCAGCAGCAGCAGCAGCAGCAGCAGCAGCAGCAGCAGCAGCAGCAGCAGCAGCAGCAGCAGCAGCAGCAGCAGCAGCAGCAGCAGCAGCAGCAGCAGCAGCAGCAGCAGCAGCAGCAGCAGCAGCAGCAGCAGCAGCAGCAGCAGCAGCAGCAGCAGCAGCAGCAGCAGCAGCAGCAGCAGCAGCAGCAGCAGCAGCAGCAGCAACAGCAACAGCAACAGCAGCAGCAGCAGCAGCAACAACAACAACAGCAGCAACAGCAACAGCAAUUGGAGCAGCAACAGCAGCAACAACAGCAGCAGCAUCUGUUGCAGCAGCAGCAACUGCAGCUACAACAAGAAGCGGAAGAGUUGAAGCAGAGACAGGUGCAGCAGGAGCAGCGUGAGGGGCAGCGGGGAGGGAUGGCAAGGGUGGAGCACGGGGCAAGAGAGGCCGCGAGUGAAGGUGCUGGCGACAGCAGGAGCGGCAAGGGGGGUGGGCACGGUGCAGAGAGUAGCAGCAGGCAGCAUGGCGUGCAUGCAGGGAGGCAGGCGCUUGCAGGGCAGGGGGAUCUUGUGGGGGAGGGCCGUGCCCGUGUGAGCAUGCAGGGGGGUGCACAGCUGCCAGAAUCUUGGGAGGCAGCUGCUGGUGGUGCUGGUGGUGGUGAGGGUGGUGGUGGUGGCGAGGGUAUAGCUGGUGUGAGCCUGGGGCUGGGGCUGGGGCUGGGCUCGCACUACAGCAGCAAUGACAGGAGCCAGGAGAGCGGGCGCACAGCAACAGGUGCGGCGAGUGAUGCACACGAGGGGAGAAGGGGCGAAGGGGAGGGAGGGGGGGGAGGAGGAGCGGGGUGGGAGAGGGGAAAGAGCAGUUCAGCAGGCGAGGGGGAUGGGCCUGCGGAGUGGGACCCGUACUUCUGUGAUGAUCUGCUGCUGCACCCCCCCCAACCCCACUCCCACCCCCACCAGCCACCCUCCACUGCUGCCACCACUGCCGCUGCUGGUGGUAGUGGGAGUGGGGUCAUGGCGGGUGGGGGAGUAGGUGGCAAGGGGUGGUGGGGGGAGCAGGAGGGUGGGGGGACGGAUGAGGGGCAGGGGACAGGAGGCGUGGGUGGGGUUGCGUGGCAGGUGAGAGGCAGUGGGCAUGGCAGUGGACCCAGCUCUAUGGAGGGAAACACUCACGUGGGCUCGCAUGGGUAUGUGGGCUCGCAUGGGCAUGUGGGGUCACACGGGCAUGGGGGGCACACCAUUGGCCCCCCUGCUGCCUGGAGCCCUCUCAACGCUGUCUACAUGCAACCUGCACCCACCACGGAUGCUGCUGUUCCUGCCGCUGCGGCAGCGGGUGUGUUGUCAGCUGCUGCUGCGCCUGGAGGGCAUGGCGGGGCGGCAGCUGGGCGGGGCAGUGGCGGGUCGCUGGGAGCUAUGGACUGCUCGCCUCUUGCUGCUGCUGGCGCCUUCAUGUGGUCUCGCCCCUCUGCCACGGCCAGUGGCUCGUCCGCCCCACACCACUACCGCGCUGUCACUGACCACCCACACGCCCCGCUCGCCCUGCCACACCACACCGCUGCCGCUGCUGCUGCUGGCGGUGCAGGCGCUACACACAGUGAGCGAUGGCGAGGAGGGGAGGAUGAGGGGGAUAGCAGCGCAGAGGGAUUGGCGGGAAUAGAUGGAGAGGUGGAGAGCGGUGCGGAGCCCAUGGGCAUAUCUCCGGUGCAGGCAGGGCAGCUGGGCCACUGGUCUGCCGCUGCUGCCGCCGCUGCUGCUGCUGCCGUGGCAGGCCAGCAGGGGGGAGGCGGGUGGGGUGGUGGCAGGGCAGGGGGGGCUGCAGCAGGGGUGGGGGCAGGAGGGGGAGCACCAGAGACGGGGGUGGGGGGAGUGGUGGGGAGAGGGGUGACCAGUGGGAUGGGAGUGGUGGGGGCGGUGGGGGUGAGUGUGGGGAUGGGGAGGGGGUAUGGGGGAGGGAGGGGGAAUGCCAGAGAGGGGGGCCGUCAGGGCAGAGGCAUGGGAGGAGGCAUGGGGUUGGCAGAGGUGGCAUGGCUUGGGUAG
Molecule: messenger RNA, 5892 nt
Organism: Closterium sp. Naga37s-1
Lineage: Eukaryota; Viridiplantae; Streptophyta; Zygnematophyceae; Desmidiales; Closteriaceae
Source: the annotation of a GenBank genome assembly